UUCCUGGUACUCGUGAGUGCUCACACACAAAAUGAAUGAAAUAUCUGUAUGUAUUUUGUCAUUGAGCUAAUCAUUAGCUAAUUAUACGUUAUUCAAAAGGAAUGGAUGAGUCAAAGGAUGAGAAAGCGCAUAAAGUCUUCAUAGAAAGGCUGACACUUGGUGUUACUCGAGUACUUGAGAGUCUUCCUGGAGUCCUCGAUGUGCGUUUCGCAGAAAGAGAGCCUGCAGAGAAACGAUGUUUGCUGUCAUGGGAGCAGAAAAACGCAUGUGUCUUACCCGAGGACCUCAGAGACUUUUAUCUAACUACAGAUGGCUUCACUUUGACCUGGGGUUCAAAGCUUGAGAAUGAGUGUGUGUCUGUGGGCUGUAUGGUGAUUAAUAGUGUGGCCAAGCUCCGGCGGCUUGGCCAAUCAGCAGUAUUCUCCCUCCCCAGCACACCCACCAUCGCUGAUCUGGACUCUGAUGGAGAGGCAGAAGAAAGAGAACAGCCCCGUUUUGAUUCCCGCAGUCGGAUCUUUGAGCUGGACCCCUGUGCGGGAAAUGGGAAGGUGUGUCUGGUCUACAAGAACUGCACAGAAGAUGAGGUGUCCCAGGAGUGUGAUGUGUGGUUCCUGGACCGCUCGCUCUACUGGCACUACCUGACCCCCUCGUUCACCGCCUACUACCGGCUCAUGAUCACACACCUGGGCCUGCCUGAGUGGCAGUACAACUUCACCCCAUAUGGGUCCAGCCCACAGGCCAAGCAAUGGGCUGCCCUCUACCAACCACUGACCUUCCACUCAGACCCUCACCUGGACUCUGCAGGUGAGCCACUGCUUAACAAGCUGGACCCGACCAAAGCCUUCAAGGGAAAAGCCAAGCAGCCGGCCCCCAAAAAGAAGCCCCCCAUCCAGGCAUCCACCACGGGUUCUGGGGGCCCCGCUAAAGUACAUGGGGGGUCAGGGAGACACAGUGCGCUAAAGCGAUGACCAGAGCAUGUUAAGGGAUAAAGCACUGAAUAUGUGAUGCAUACAGCAUUUAAGCUAGUUGGAUAUGCAAGGAGCAAGGAAUGUGUUUAAAAACGACUGACUGGAAGGCCUUCAUUUUAAAAUAAGUUGGUAUGUCAUGUCUAAUGGUUGAGAAUCAUGGUGAUUUGACCUUGAGUGAUGAUGUAUGUAUGUGUAUGUCCCUGUUUACACACCUUAACUGGAUGAAUAGGCAUAUUGCUAACACUAGCUUCACACGCUUAGCCCCUGUUUUCCCAGUCUGUCCACUAAACUGUGAACACAGGUAUGUUUGUUCACUACCCCUGAUUUAUGUGAGAUCCCCAGUGUCAUUUAUUUAUUUAAAUGUUAUUAACGAUUAAAAAAUAUGCCUCAAACACA
Alosa alosa (allis shad) is the source of this 1364-nucleotide messenger RNA. It is a transcript of the gene tpgs2, whose product is annotated as tubulin polyglutamylase complex subunit 2. The coding region runs from base 102 to 968 and encodes 288 amino acids. Lineage: Eukaryota; Metazoa; Chordata; Actinopteri; Clupeiformes; Clupeidae. The record is from RefSeq and is a predicted model, not a curated record. Gene Ontology annotation, biological process: protein polyglutamylation. The transcript has 7 exons.